CUUGGAAUUCAUCAAUUGUUGCAUCCAAAACUCCAUCAAAGCAGGUAAAUAUGGCUUCCAUACCAGUUAUUAUUAAGCACCAGGGCAAACGCCACGAAGUUGAGCUCGAUCCCUCCCUAAACGGCGAGACGCUCAAGUACCAGCUAUUCUCCCUCACCGGUGUCGAACCUGAACGACAGAAGAUUUUGGUUAAGGGUGGUCAGCUCAAGGAUGAGACUCCAUUGUCCUCCCUCAACGCCAAGCCAGGGCAGACCUUCAUGAUGAUGGGAACGCCAUCCGGUAAUCAAGGCGCUGCGGAUUUGGGCCGACCUAAGGAAGUAAUGAGAUUCUUGGAAGAUAUGACGGAAGCAGAGGCUGCUAAGGCAGAGGGAGCAUUCCCUGCUGGUCUUCAGAACUUGGGUAAUACUUGCUACCUCAAUUCUACCCUACAGGCUCUGAGGGGCGUUCCCGAGCUCCAAGAGGAACUGCAAAGAUACCGUCCGACUGCAGGCUCUAGCGGGGGCACCAAUCUCGCAGGUCUCAGUAGCCUCGGUCUAGAAGGAAUAGGUGCUUCGACGGAUCUUACUGCUUCUCUUCGGGAUUUAUUCAAACAGAUGUCAGAGACACAGGAGGGCUUCCCGCCUCUCAUGUUCCUCAAUGCCUUGAGAAAUGCUUAUCCCCAGUUUGCUCAAAGAGACCGGAACGGACAUGGAUAUGCCCAACAGGAUGCUGAGGAGGCUUGGUCCCAAAUUGUGACACAGCUCAGGAACAAGCUGGUCAUCAAAGAAGGCGAGGGGGAGUCUGCAAAGGAGGUGUCAUUCGUGGAUAGAUAUCUUGCUGGACGAUUCGAGUCUGUGACAGAAUGUGACGACGCUGCGGCCAAGGAAGUUGGUGAGAAGCCUACAGAGAGCACGGAUGUGUUCUACAAGCUCGACUGCCACAUCGGCAAGGAAACGAACCAUCUGAGCGACGGUAUAAUGGCCGGCCUCGAAGAAAAGAUCGAGAAGCACUCCCCUACUCUGGACCGCGAUGCCAUUUACACAAAGCGCUCCCGCAUAGCUCGCUUGCCCAAAUAUCUCACGGUGCAUUUCGUUCGAUUCUUCUGGAAGCGCGAAACUCAGAAGAAGGCCAAAAUCAUGCGAAAAGUCACUUUCCCUCACGAGCUUGAUGUGGUUGAUUUCUGCACCGAAGAGUUGAAGAAGCAGCUUAUCCCCAUCAGGGACAAGGUUCGAGAGAUCCGAAAGGAAGAGGUGGACGUUGAGCGGGCUCGCAAGCGCCAGAAGCUCGCUCAUCGCCAGGAAGAUGGUAAGAAUGAAGAAGCUGAAUCAUCGAGCAUGGAGCCCAUGCAGAAGAAGAAAGCAGCCGAAGAGCGCAAGGAGGACAAGGAUGAAGCCAUGACCGAUGUAUACAAGACCGAUGCCGAAUAUGAGGCUGAAAAGACCGCUUCAAUCCUUGCUGCCAAAAAGGAACUCUCCGCACUGAUUGACCAGAAGCUCGCAGCUGAUGCUGGAGCCAACACUACUGGUCUCUACGAGCUCCGCGGCGUGAUUACCCACCAGGGUGCCAGCGCUGAUAGUGGUCAUUAUACCGCGUAUGUGAAGAAACAGGACAAGGAAAACCCUGGCAGUGCUGAAGGCAAGUGGUGGUGGUUCAAUGAUGAAAAGGUAACUGAAGUGGAUGGAGAGAAGAUUGAGACCCUCGCUGGCGGUGGUGAAUCUCACUCUGCCCUGAUCCUCCUAUACCGGGCGGUCGAGCUGCCUACUGAGAAAUGAGCAGCAUCUCCGCAACAGGAUAAUUAUGAUUGAUGCGACCACUACACUUCCAUAGAUGAUGAAUUGAUUUGACUAUUAGCUUGCCUGCUCACCAGAGCAGGGUAUAUUACUUCUCAAUGAACACAUUGGACCCG
Molecule: messenger RNA, 1885 nt
Organism: Aspergillus saccharolyticus JOP 1030-1
Lineage: Eukaryota; Fungi; Ascomycota; Eurotiomycetes; Eurotiales; Aspergillaceae
Product: ubiquitin-specific protease UBP6
Exons: 3
Coding region: 51-1751 (566 amino acids)
Biological process (GO): proteasome-mediated ubiquitin-dependent protein catabolic process; protein deubiquitination; regulation of proteasomal protein catabolic process
Molecular function (GO): proteasome binding; cysteine-type deubiquitinase activity; protein binding
Source: RefSeq, a predicted model, not a curated record